Ceutorhynchus assimilis (cabbage seed weevil) is the source of this 2913-nucleotide messenger RNA. The record is from the annotation of a GenBank genome assembly. Lineage: Eukaryota; Metazoa; Arthropoda; Insecta; Coleoptera; Curculionidae.
GCUAAUUAUAAGUGUAAGUGGCCAGACUUUCCAAAAUAUUUAAUGAAACAAUAUUUAAUUAGGUAAUUAUUAGUUCAAAAGCACUUGAUAAAUAAACAUUGAUUGUAGUCGACGAUUUGACACAGCAUUUUUUAAACAUUUUCAACGUAUUUCAAGUAUCGCAAUUUUGAUUUUGGUAGUUUAGAAGUAAUCUUAGAUGAAAUUAUCAAAGUUUUCUAAUGUCAUAGAUUUAGCACACUCUGAUUAUAUAAUAAUGAUGCCUUUCUAACCCACUUGUAACAUUAGUAAACCCUUCCCAAAAAUGGUAUCUCCAGUUUUAUGAUUACGUUGUAAGUAGUUUGAGCAAACAAACAUUAUUACCGAUUUAAUUUUCUGAUAUUACUAAGAAAGAAUUCGAACUGAUACUUACAUUAUCAAUAGCAAAUACUUCAAAAACGUAAAUAAUAUUAUCAAACUUCUUUGAAUGCGAUGAUUUCAAGCAGUUCUUCUUCUGAUUUGUCAGCGUCCGAUUUUAGUUCUACUUCGAGCGACACAGCAAAAACACAAAGGAAAGUUAAACGGAAAAAUAUUCAUGGGAAAGUGAAAAAAAUAAUAAUAGAAAAUCGUGUACAAAAUAUAAUGUUUUCGAACAGAAUGGACGUUACAACGGGUACAAGCGCUAAGAAGUUACCGCAGUAUUUGGCGGCCCUGUCAGUAUGUCUGGGUUCAGUAGCUGCUGGAACCAUUUUGGGUUGGACCGGUACCAUUUCGAAAGCCUUAAAAGAAAGUAAACUCAAUGGCAUCGAGGUAGAUGACAAUGUUUUGGGAUGGAUUUCUGGAUUUGCUACUCUUGGAGCGAUGCUCAUGUGUUUCCCAAUCGGGUUGAUUUGUGAUUGGAUAGGUAGAAAAUGGGCCUGUCUCCUAACUAUUAUUCCUUUUUCCGCCGGUUGGGCUUUGGUGAUAUUUUCAAAUGGUUCAACCAUGAUUUACAUUGGAAGGUUUUUAACUGGCUUGGCAGGUGGAGCUUUUUGCGUAGCCGCCCCCCUUUACACGAGCGAAAUUGCUGAGACAGAAAUUAGAGGAGCCCUGGGAAGUUAUUUCCAACUUUUGCUCACCGUUGGAAUCCUAUUUUCAUACGUUUUCGGAGCCAUAUGUUCACCAAAAAUAUUAUCAAUCAUAUGUGCUUUUAUUCCUAUCGUUUUUGGAAUUGUUUUCUUUUUUCAACCUGAAACACCAUUAUAUCUCCUCAAAAAAGGAAACCGUACAGCUGCUUUGCAGAGUCUCAAAAGACUGCGAGGGGCAGCGUACGAUAGCGAAAAAGAAAUCCGGGAAUUACAAGAACAGUUGGAUAAAAACGAACGAGAAAAGGUUCCCUUCGUACAAGCCUUGCAGUCUAGGGCAGCAAAAAAAGCUCUUUUUAUUUGUUUCGGCCUUAUGACGUUCCAACAACUGAGCGGCGUCAAUGCUGUUAUCUUCUUUAUGUCGACGAUUUUUGAAAGUGCAGGAGGUUCGAUCCCAGCUGAUUAUGCUACAAUUGGUGUUGGCAUCGUACAAGUUGUAGCAACAUUCAUUUCGUCACUGGUAGUGGACAAAUUCGGAAGAAAAAUCCUACUAAUGAGUUCUUCUUUCUUCAUGGCUCUGUCUGGCGCAAUUUUGGGAGUUUUCUUCACGAUCAAAAACCACAAUCUUGUCGAUCAAGAUACCCUAAACAAAAUCGGAUUCUUACCAAUCGUUUGUCUUGUGGUAUUCAUCACGGUAUUCUCACUUGGAUUCGGACCCAUUCCGUGGAUGGCCUCUGCUGAAAUUAUGCCUCCAGAAAUAAAAUCUUCUGCAGGUUCUGCGGCAGCAACAUUUAAUUGGUUUUUAGCGUUCAUUAUAACUAGAUUUUAUAAUAAUUUAGUUACUGCUAUAGGAGGUGAUAUCACAUUUUACAUUUUCGCCGGCAUAUCUUUGGUAGGAACGCUGUUCGUCUACAUAUCAAUGCCAGAAACCAAAGGAAAGACAACUCAAGAAGUUCAAGACAUAUUGAAUGGAGUUAAACCUGGAACUAAUGGUGUGAAAGGUCUCGAUAAUCCAAAUUUUAAAAGCUAGAUAAUUUGAAGAAAAGGUAUUAAGUAUUAUACCAUUUUUUUUUUGUAUGCCAGCUUUAACUUUUUGAAAUGAUUUAAUAUAGAACAUUUCCAUCUGUGCGCUGUUAAAGUUUCAAGUUUAAAGUUUAAUAAUUGCAUUGUUGCCAUAGGUAUUAUUUUUAUAAAAAUUAACAUUAACAGGAUAAUAGUUGAAGUAUAUGUGAUAAGCAAUUUCUCAACGCAAUAUUUUUUUUACAUAUUUGACUUAUCCUUGGAUUAUCCUUUAUUUAUAAUAGUAUGUAAUUUUAAUUUAAAUGCAUAACUCUUUAUUCCAUCAAUUAUAAUUAUGUAUUAUUAAAUUUAAUUAGAUUUUCAUGUAUUUUUAUGUUUAGAUACACAAAAAUAGUUUUUUUAUAUUUACUUAGCAUGUUUUUGUACAGGGUUCUAGUUUAGUUUAGUAAUAAUAUUUAAAAGUUUAAUAAUUUUACAAGCAAAAGACUGGUUAAAAUAUUAUUUAUUAGAUAUUUUGAGUCUGUGCAACUUUAUCAAGAAGUAGGUAGUGGUAGUAUCAUUGAAUAUUUAAAAUUUAAAAAAUAAUACAACUCAAAACAUUUUUCAGUUUUAUUCAAGGCACCACACAUGACACCUACAAAUUGCAAUACAAAAAAUAAUUAAAUUUCUAAAAACAAUUAGUUGAGAAGCCUAAAUUAUGUAUAUUAUAUUAUAACCUCUGACAAUAAGCUUAAAUAAGAAAUAUAAAUUGAAAUGUACUGAAAAUAUAGAGUAUUAGUUAAGUUUUCAUGUUUCUAUGAUAUUCAUUAAUUAUUAUUAUUUAUAAAGAUAUUUGAUUAAAACUCCUAAAAUU